CUGUGACGUCACUUCCCGCGGGCGGUGCCGGGCCCGGUGCCGCCGGUGCGGGCCCGGGGCGGAGGAGGCGGAGGGAGGUCCCGGUCCUGGUUCUGGUCCCCGUCCCGGUCCCGAUCCCGAUCCCAGUCCCGGCGGGCCAUGGUGGUGCUGCGGGGCGGCGCGGGCCCCGAGGAGCCGUUCCCGAGRAUCGAGGACUGCCUGCCCCCGCUGGAGGACUCCCCGUCCAAGCGGUUCUCCCCGUCCAAGAGGAAGCAGUACUACAUCAACAAGGCCAUCCGCAACUCCGACCUCAUCCCGAGGGCCAAGGGCCGCAAGAGCCUCCAGAGGCUGGAGAACACUCGCUAUCUGAUGACACUUCUGGAGCAGGAUGACUGCGGGAGUGAUGAGGGAGAGCUCACCCACUCUGCCACCCCCAGCAUCUUCACCGAGGCGUGUAACAACGAGACCUACGUGGAGAUCUGGAACGAUUUCAUGAACCGCUCRGGAGAGGAGCAGGAGCGGGUGCUGCUCUACCUGGAGGAGGAAGCCAGGAAGAAGCACAGGAGGAAGCUGCCUGUCAAGAAYGAAGACAAGUGGAAAGAGCUGCCAGCCUACACACCCCAGGAGUGCUUCCAGCGCAUCAGCCGCCGCCUGCGCGCCACCCUGAAGCGUGGCAGGAUCCCCAUGGGGACRCUGGAGGGGCUGGAGGAGGAGCUGCUGGCCUUCUUCUCUGUCACCCCGCACUCGGUGUACACGGCACUGAUGGACAACAGCUUCGAGCGGCUCCUGCUCCACGCGCUCUGCCAGUACAUGGAUCUCGUCUCUGCCAGUUCGGACAUCGAAGGGAAACGUCAGAUGAAAGUGAGCAACAAACACCGCGUGUUCCUGCCGCCCGAGCUGCUGCUCUCAGACUACCUGGAGCAGAUGAGCUGAUGCCCCGAGAGCUGCCCUCGCCCCUCCCGUGUCCUCUGCAGCCUCUCCCAGCCCUGCAGCUCUCGGACCCUCGGUCCUUUCCCUUGCUCCAGCAGCCGGGACAGAGCUGGGGGCUCGCUGCUGUGCCCCUCGAGGUGCCGGGACCGUCCCGACACCGCUGCGGGUACGGAGCCGGUGCCUCUCGCCCGCCCCGCUCCCCGCUCACCCUUGCUGGAACUGUUUGCGUGUCUAUUUAUAACCCAGGUGUUUUUWAAAAAAAAAAAAAUAAUCAGGCGGGGCCAGCCCCCCUCUGGCUCUGACGCUCGUGGGGUGAUUUCGGUCCAGAUUUUUCUGCGGUGAAACAGCUCCUGGCGGCUGCUGAGCAAUCGCUGAGCCGGCGGAAGAGCCUGGGGGCUGCCGCGUUCCGCAGCCCCGCGCCCACGGGGUGUCCAGGGGGGUUCGGCCCCCUCGGGCAGGGCGGAGUGUGGGGAGCUCCCGGUGCUCUUACCCCACACCCUGCGCCCUGCCCGCACGACAGGGCUGUUUUUAAGUGUAAUAUAGCUUGUGUUUUUUAUCACGUGUGUGUGUAUUUUACGUGUAUGUGUGUGUGUUGUGUGUGUGUGUGUGUGUGUGUGCUGCAGGGGUGCAGCCCACCCUCGGGGCUCUCCCUGCUCGUCCACAGCUGCCAUGGGGGCAGAUGGGGCAUUUUUUGGGUGUCUCUCUGUGUCCCCUCCACCGUGUCCCUGGCAUGUGCCAAGGGUCGCUCGCAAGGUGUGCCCCGGSGGGGUUUUGCUGGUUGCUCUGUCCCGUGCUGACACCGACUGCCAUUAACCGUGGGGACCCCCAGAACCAGGGGAGCCCCUGGUGCCUCCUUCGCUGGUGUGACUCGGGUACGGGCGCGUUCAGGAACAAUAAAGACGGUGCUCCCCU
Molecule: messenger RNA, 1821 nt
Organism: Malurus melanocephalus (red-backed fairy wren)
Lineage: Eukaryota; Metazoa; Chordata; Aves; Passeriformes; Maluridae
Gene: R3HDM4
Product: R3H domain containing 4
Exons: 8
Coding region: 139-912 (257 amino acids)
Molecular function (GO): nucleic acid binding
Source: RefSeq, a predicted model, not a curated record